AAAAAGUUGGCUGAGUGACGACAAUUGAGAGCUUUCGCGUCGCCAAUUCCGACCCUGCAGACCAUCGUGCAAGUGAACCCGACAACCUCCACGAGGGAAGCAUAGAACCAUUAUAUGCGGUGAAGGGUCCUUCGACCGCGAUGCCUCCCGCGAUGCAGACUCGAGUACCCUCGACAAACCUGCUCCGAUUCCUGCGGUCGCAAACGGAGGCCUCAAUCUUCAGCAGCCGGAACCAAGGCAUCGAAACCGCCGCUUGUAUCUCCCGAUGCGGCGGCUCCCCUCGACCAGCAGCUCAAAACUCCCGGUGCCUCGCGAGGCGCACUCCAAAGACGGGCACGAGAUCCCUCUCGACAGCGACGACGACGACGACGACGACAAGCUGUAGACGACCCGAGCUCCACGUCACCGCCGCGGCCCGGAUAUCCCGCAGGCCAAGAGCUCUCGAACCACUAGCGACAGCAGCAUCGGCGUCGCCCUCUACGGCCACCGCCUUCUUCAGCACAACCCGCGCGAGGCAAGAUGCCUGCGACGACGACCCAUCGGCGCCCCGCCGGCGGACCUGGAAGGAGAAGCUCUGGGGCAUCAGGAGCUGGGGCGGCGCCAAGGCGCUGAAGCCCAACGACCUCCCCUUCCACGACGAAGGGGGCUCCAUGUUCAACAAUCGCCGCGUGCUGACUGCCAAAGCCGCGCUCGAGCCGAGGCUGCGGUGCACAGAGGUGGACGAGAACGGCGAGGUCAUCUUGGUGGAUGGCGAGUUCAAGAAGACGGAGCUCAUCGCAAAGUACGGCCUGCUACCCCGCGACUUACGAAAGAUUGACUCGUCAAACCUCCCUCACAUCUUUGUCCGCCAGUCCGCCAUCCUCCUCAACCUCCUCCAUCUUAAAGUCCUUAUAAAAAAGGACCGCGUCCUCCUCUUCGACGUCUACGGCUCAAAGACAUCCUACCCGCAGUCCGCCUUCAUGUACGACCUGCAGGGCAAGCUGAAGCAAAAGAACGUCCAGGGCGGCGGCGGCAACGGCGUAGGCGGCCUCCCCUACGAGUUCCGCGCUCUCGAGGCCGUCCUCACCUCCGUGACGUCGGAGCUCGAGGCCGACUUCGAGUCCGUCCGGGACCCCGUCAUCCGCGUCCUCAGCGAGCUCGAGCACGAUAUCGACCGCCACAAGCUGCGCGUCCUCCUCAUCCUCUCCAAGCGCGUCAGCACCUUUGAGCAAAAGGCCAAGCUGGUCCGCGACGCCAUUGAGGAGCUGCUCGAGGCCGACGACGACCUGGCUGCCAUGUACCUCACCGAGAAGGCCCACGACCUCUACCGCGGCGUUGACGACCAUACCGAGGUGGAGCUGCUGCUGGAAUCGUACAAUAAGCUCUGCGACGAAAUCGUCCAGGAGGCUCAGAACUUGGUGUCGGGCAUCCGCAACACCGAGGAGAUCAUCCGCGCAAUCCUAGACGCCAACCGCAACGCCCUCAUGCUCCUAGACCUCCGCUUCAGCGUCGGCACCCUAGGCCUAGCAAUGGGCACCUUCCUCGCGGGCCUCUACGGCAUGAACCUCGAAAACUUCAUCGAGGAGACCAACUGGGGCUUCGCCGGCGUCACAAUCACCUCGACAAUCUGCUCCCUCAUCGUCUGCUGGUACGGCCUCGUCAAGCUCCGCAAGGUCCAGCGCGUCAAAAUGAUGUUUGACGAGCGCGGACCCUUGACGCGCAACACUCGCUCCCUGCUGUCGUCGUCGUCGUCUUCGUCUUCUUCCUCGACAUCGUCGCAUGCUCAGCAGCAGGCCGUCGGUCAACAGCAUUGGUUCCAGGACGACGGGCCGGGGAGCCAGCUGGACGCGAGGAACCGCGAAAAGAUUCGUCGCGUGACGAAUCAAAAGGCUGCCGCGGCGGCGAAUGCCAAGAGCACGACCAAGAAAUGGUUCCAGUGAGCUAAGCCUUGGUAGCGACAAAGGAAGAAAAGAAACGGAUUCCAACGGGCAGGGCAUGAAACAGAGGUAAACUAACGAACAUCGCCUUCCUAUGGGCUGCUUCCUACAUGCCUCUUGCGUGUCAGCCUUAAGCGCGGCGGUCGCGUCUUUCUCCAGAGCAGGGAAAGAACGAAAAAUCACAUGAACCUUUCAUCAGUGAAAGGUAGACCGUUCAAGGAUUCGAAGGCUUGGUGCGAAAAAACACUCUAAAAAAAACCUUUAUCCUAGGAACGGACUAUACGACGGCGGCGGCGUUUCCGGAAGCAGGCGCAAGGCGCAGAGGAAAGGAAAAAAAGAGUUAUACGAGCGUCAACGAGCAACAUGUCCUCGAACGACCUGGCUUCAUUCCUUUUUCCCCCUCUCUUCCUUGUUUAAUUACCAUUCGUAAUUCUGUACAACACAUGCGGCUUGUAUGUUGUCAAAGGUUUCUUUCCUCCACACGGGAGACAAACCACCAUCUUCUCAGCUCAUUAGAAGGAGAGAGAGAGUCUGUAAAUACUCCGUUGCGCGGCUAGAAAACACCCCUGUACCAACAGAAUAGUAACUAUACCCAACACAACCCCCAAUAGAUUCCAUAGACAAAAACGGACUUUUCCAAUCCAAAGAGAUUCGAUGGCGUUUCCUGGAUGCAGUCUUCAUCGAGGGAUCGAUCCCACUGUUGUUGUCGGUUUCUGUAUCAUCGAGACCUGUCAAUUCCUAGCCGCCUAUCCGAACUUUUGUUCGAUUGUACGAAGCACUACAGCUGAUAGCUUGCAGCAAGGUACUGCCCGCCUCUCUCUCAACAGGCACUUGGAUAUGGCGCCCGCAAGUGAUCGAAGCAGCAUCACCAAUGCCCGGUGGCGGCUUUAAACUUUCCUCAGCCUUUUCCCAUUCCAUCGAGAUGGGGCGGGCGAACAGAAGGCACCCAGACUUGAGGAAAGCCGGUGAUUGCACAAAGACGCUAGGGUUUAACGCUUUCCUUUGAUCGGCUGGAACAAGAAAGAGCGUCGACCGGAAACGUUCAAAGUCGGGUUCCCAACCGGCAUCGGUUCGAUGGUACUUACCCACCCAAGCCACCUAUCUGCACUUGACGGCAGAAGCAGGGUGACGAGCCGAUGAAGAAAUGAGAAACCUCAAACGACUUUGUCUAUUGGCAUCAGAGAGCCCGCUGCUGCAGAUGAGAAGUUACUCCCCCCUUCUCUUGCGGUUCUAGGCCAGCCAAAGUUCCGUAUGGCAUGUCCGAGCGAAUCAGCCCAAUAUCAGUACGGCUGCCACGAGGGGAUGCGCUGGUCCGCGAAGCUUUGGCAGGUAAGCCGCUACUGCUAGCCGCAUCAAGAGGCUAGCUGGACCUCAAAUCGAGAAACGGCGUGGAGGGUCAGAGCUCCCUCAACCAGAUCACAGUGACGAGAGUCUGAUGUGCUGCUGCUCUCAGCUGUUGAAGGACGGGCUCGGGAGUCUGUGACUGCUUCUAGGUGCAUUGGGCAGACAAGGGCUGCUGGGGCCACCCUUACCCCGGCUUUCGUGGAAGGCGUACGGUGUUAUGUAGACGACUGACUCGAGCGUAGGGUGGCAUUGCAUUCCGGUGUGGUGUUUGCUAGCAAACGGCCUGAGAGGAAGCCAUAAAGUACUGCCACGUUGUGAAAAGCGGUGUACUUCGAGACCUUGAUAGCUUUCCUUGAUCAAAGUUGGGUACCAUGUCAUCUCUGGCAGAGACCUACUCCUGGAUGGUGGAAGAGCCCUGUUGGGAUGGGCAUCGAUGACGAGGAGUAAUCUCUAGUGAGAGAGCCUCUUCUUAUGAGAUGUGCCCCCCGCUUCAGGUCUCAAGAGUAGAUAUUCGCCGUGCCGCUUACCCAGGACCGAAAUACGUAAUGCCGUGGUCAAUGGCGGCCAUGCCUCUCGAUGUGCGGUGACGAAUAGUAUGCAGGAGGCGAAUGAUCUCGACAAGUAAGCGAUGGGGAGGAGGACAAUGUCAUGGCUUUACCUGAUUCUCGAUGUUGCUGCGGGCACGAAGAAGGGCCUCUGCAGCCUAUACAUCUCCAUUGGUUUCUUCGCGAGUCGUUUGCAGUAGCAGGGUUGGCGGUAUUCUUCGCCCUCUACGAACUUUUCGAGGAUGAUAAAAAGGCCGAAAGGAGAGUGUAUUUCUCAUUGCGAUGAUUUGACCGGAACGGCCUUGCUGAAUUUGGAACAUGGUUCGGGAAUCGCACUGAACGACCACUAGUUAAAGGGGAAAUGGCUAGGAAGCUUGGGUGGUGAGUAAUCCUCAUUCCAGGCCAUGGUCACUAUCGCUGGAGUGCAAAGAUUAAGGUGUAGCUCUUCCUUUUGCUUUUUGCUCAAUGUCCUUUUCCCUCCCAUUCUUUGUUGGUUUCUUUUUCUGUUCGCGGUGAGGAAAACCAACCGUUGCCAACUUGAGACAUCUAAAGGUACCUGUUCUCAGCCACCAACCCUUAUUUUUCGAUGUAAGCAGCAUUUCCUUUGGCGCCUGCGCGUUUAGAUGAGGUGAUUGCGAGUGUAGUAGAUCUAGAUCUCAUGGUGAACGUGAAUGAUCUCCGGCAGCCCGGGUAUGACUCCGGCGUUGGACGGCGCAAUGUGGGGCCGGUGCGGUGCAGUACUCGGUGCUAAAGUAAGUGCCGCAUGUAGCGGGAACUCGGACUCGAGUUAUUAAUGCGGGGGAAUCGGGGAAAGGGGCAAGAGAGCCAUGUAGCAGCAUGCUUCCCGAGUGCAAUUAGAGUUGUGGAGGAGAAUCUCGAUUGGAGCUCCUCCAACACGGUUGAGAACCCGUCGGCGAGUCAAGGCGGUCGCCUUGAGGGGACAUUGGAGGUAUCUUUGGAGUCAUGAGUAACUUUGGCCCUGUCAAUGGAGCUGUGCGAAGCUCAGACCAUCGGCCGACCUUAUUAUCGACCUUGAAUGUCACGGACGUUUCCAAAGCUUAAGUGGCGAGCAGGCAAGGGCUCAUAGUUUCGCAUAUACUGCUAAUGUAGUUGUUGGAGACGCGAAUUUUGGCAUUGUGGGCGUCAAGGUCGUCUCGGGGCUGAGUGUUGAAGUUCAGGAUGCAGUUGUCAGACACCCAUAUUCGGGGUUGGAUGGUGCCAUGCCAUGGGCGUAGCUGACAUGAAUGUUGAGCGUUUGCUUCCUCAGGAAGACUGAUUUCCAUCAGCCCUGGGCCCUCAGCCUUUGGGAAUAUUGUUAGCGCAUGCAGAAAUCGGCAGCGCGGGGAGGUAGAAGGCCAUUGUAAGUGGGAAACGAAACCACGCGUUGACGGAGCCUCUCAAAGCCUCAUCCUGGUCGGCGGGGAGGGAUGGGGUUCUUGGAGAAAGUGGGCUGAUAUAUGCCUGCGUACUCGGUACGGGUACCAUGAGGACGGAAGGCUUCCGGUGUUUCCUUCAACCGGCCAAAGCUCACGAUGCGUUGCGAAUUGUUGCGGCAAGCUGCAUCAGGAUUGACUCUCGGGUUCGGCAAAUCUAGUGCUGCAUACGACGGAUACUAGGGAUUAUGACUGGAUGCCAACGGUGUCUGAGAUGGAGGAAAACGGCCGGCGCUCGAGAGGGUGCUGGAGAAUGAGCGUGGCUUUCCCCGUUCGCACAUGCAGGAAAGUCGGAUCUGUGAUGAAGGCCGGAGAACUUGGAGACCUAGGUUUGCCGUCAGUACCAACAGGCCAACCAAGCACAGAGCUUAUCAUUAGCGAUGGCAGGGAAAGGGGGAACAAUAAGCCCUAGGUGCCUAGGAGAAGGCAGAUAGCACGUAUUGCAAACGAAUGAGAUGCAUUUCCGAAUGUAGCUUUGCCUUGAUCGAGGCUGCUUCAAAGGCUUGUAUCCAGGGACGGUUUCGUUUGUUCACCGCCAGGCGCCAACGUUGUACAAUAACAGUGUGGCACGUCGACGUGCCACAUGGGUAGAGGCUGUAGGAUGGCAGUUGGUCAAGGGAGCGACAAUGACGAAGAAGCCGAGGAAUCGUGUUAUCAGCAGGGUUCCGUCUGUGGUAGUCAAGUUUGUGACAUUGUCCAAGUCAGUUGGCCCACCACUGGGCGGCUAAGGUCCAUCUACCGCCUGUCUAUCGAGGAGACUUUGCAAGGUGUGAGGGGUUGCUGGCGGCGUUUGCGGUUUGCAAAGUCCAUGGUCAAAAGUGAGUUGGAGAUUGUGGUUUGACUGGGGGGAAGGUUCCUGAGGUAGAGUUGUCCUCGUUGAAGUCCAAGCUGAUCAACGUGGAAGCAUGAGACGCAAAUCUGCCUCCGGUCAGAAAGUAUUUUGCGGCAGGUUCACACUGGAACGGCAGGCGGCGCAGGUCAGGCGCACGGGAUGUGUUGUAUGUACCUACUCCGUACCCAAGACGGGUUUGGGAAAGGGAAGGCGCAAGGGCGCUCUUUCCCUUCUCCAGGUUCUCCACUGGGGAUCCAAUGGAUGCUGGUGCAGGUGCCCGGGGUGGGACGGGACUCGGUACGUAUCUGUCCGUGGCGGCGGCACCGGCGGGGCCCUCUAAAGUUGUAAGGCAAGGGAAGGAGGGAUUGGUCGUAAGGUGCCUGCCAACUGUGGCGGCUGCUGCUGCUACAUCUUACCCAAGGCAGAUUUGUACUGAAGAAUUCCC
Colletotrichum scovillei is the source of this 6515-nucleotide messenger RNA. RefSeq names its product CorA-like Mg2+ transporter. The transcript is spliced from 3 exons. Lineage: Eukaryota; Fungi; Ascomycota; Sordariomycetes; Glomerellales; Glomerellaceae. Gene Ontology annotation, biological process: mitochondrial magnesium ion transmembrane transport. The coding region runs from base 141 to 1919 and encodes 592 amino acids. The record is from RefSeq and is a predicted model, not a curated record. Gene Ontology annotation, cellular component: mitochondrial inner membrane. Gene Ontology annotation, molecular function: magnesium ion transmembrane transporter activity.